Closterium sp. NIES-67 is the source of this 551-nucleotide messenger RNA. The record is from the annotation of a GenBank genome assembly. Lineage: Eukaryota; Viridiplantae; Streptophyta; Zygnematophyceae; Desmidiales; Closteriaceae.
GCUGAUUCAACCCCUUGAUGUUUCCAUCAACAGGUGUUUUAAAGCGGGGGUGAGGGCAUGCUAUGCAAAGUGGUUUGCAAAGCACGGCAUCAACCUACGCACGGCCAAAGCUCCAUGGAUGGUACAGACAACUACUUGGUGCUCCAGCACAUGCGUGGGGAGCCAGCUCUCAACGUCUCUGAAGACAUGUCCCUGCAAGGGACGAGUGGUGACAAUGCAGGUUUCGUGGAAGAGCAGGAGGCAGAGGAGGGGGAAGCGGGAGAGGAGGGAGAGGAGGGAGAGGAGGGAGAGGAGGAGGAGGAGGGGGGUGAAGCGGCGGAGCCAGGAGAGGAGGAUCCGUACCCAGAGACUAAGAAGUGCCGUGGCGCAGCAGCAGAAGCCGAGAAGCUGACAGAGCAUGAGAGCACUGCGAGGCAUGCCUGGGGGGUGCUAGAUAACAUCAAGCACCCCCCAGGAGGACCAGUAGAUUCGGAGGAGGGGGGCUGUGAUUUUAGUACUAUGGAGACCCAUGAGGAUUUCUAAGAGACUACUCUUGUCCUAUCUGCAUUGAU